ACCACAUUCACCCUCCUUCCCCAUCUCGCGUCCUCGGCCCUCUGCGCACCUCACGCCCACCUAGUUCCUCGUAUCGCGCUCAUCCGCCGCGCGUCGCGCGCCAUGCUGGACGACGACGUGUUCGACGACGUGGAUGGCGGCGCGGACUUCAGGGAGUGGGACCGCGAGGCGCGGGUUCGCGAAGACAACUUCGUCAAGCUGGGGUACCGCGACGGCGUAACGGCGGGCAAGGAGGCAGCUGCGCAGGGAGGGUUCAACGCGGGGUUUAGGGAGAGCUGCGGGGCCGGCUUCCGAUGGGGGCACGCGCGAGGCCUCGCCAGCGUGCUGUCCUCGCUGCCCCCGGACGUGGCAUGCUAUGUGCGCCUGCCGUCCGCGCCCCACCACUCUCUUGUGCACCUCGCACGGGUUAUGGUCCUGUCGGGGGGGAAAUUGGGGGCAGAGGAGGAGAGUGGGGGAGGGGGAGGGCGGGGCAGUGGGAGUGGGGCGAGCAGUGCAGAGGGAGGGGCACGAACAGUGGAAGCAGGCGCGGGUGGCGUUGCUGCUGCCCUGGGUGCUCUGAGCGUGGCGGCAGGGGGGCAGGUGGGCGGGCCAGGGGGGGGAGAGGGUGGCAGCACGGAGGCAGAGGCUGCUGGGAGCGCAGCAAUUCAAGCAGAGGGUAGCGCGUGUGGCGGCUCAACUGGUACUGCUGCUGCGGACUGCUGUGGCAGUGGUAUGUGUGGCGGUGGAAGUGGGGCAUGUGAGGCACGGGUGCACGCCCCAUGUGCCUGCCAGCAAGCAGCUAGAAUCGAUGGUAGCGAAACAGGUGGUGCUGGCAGUGAUGGUGCAGCGGAUGGCAGUGCGGCAGUUGAGGACACCUCGCAUGGGCUAGCAAUGGAGGGGGGGAUUGGCAGGAGCGUAGCAGGGAUGAAGGCCGAGGGUGCGGUGCUUGAGGAAAGCACAGCUGCCGCACGUGGUGGACGACAGGGAGGGGACGGCUGGAGCAUGGAAGGAGAAGGGGGGGGUGGGGUCAAUGCUAGUGGUCUUAUUGCUGACAGCACGUCCUGUGCAGUCACACCCGAUUCAGUGGCACCUGCUCCGUCCACGCAAGGCGAGGGUCACCUUGCGACGGCACUGCACCUGGUGAGCUGCCUUCAUGCGUCCAUGGGUGCACCCGCACACCGUGCUGCUGCUGCUGCUGCCGCCGCCACUCCCACUGCACCUCAACCACCUCAAGCACCUCCCUCUGCCUUACCAGCAGCAGCAGCAGCAGGUAAUGCUGUGGCCUCAGCGAGUGGUAGCAGUGAGGUGAGAGGUGCUGACGCUCUGAGCGGUGCUGCAUCUGUGCCUGCUGGUAGCGUGGCUCAGACUGGCAUGGACAGAGGAGCAGCUGUACAGGCCGAGCUCAGCACUCUGUGGGGGAGGGUGGGGGAAGGGACGAUGUUGGAUGGGGCGAAGGUGGGUGGGGGUGCGGGAGAGGGCGUACUGGCAGCAUCAGUGGUGCAAGGUGUGCAUGCAUCCGUGGUGGCAGGGGUGGCAGCGCUGCUAGGGGCAGAUGCAGGGGCGUUGCCGGAAGGGUGGACAGACAUACUUCACACAGACCGUUGAUUCUAGGGCUGACCUGCAUGCAUAAUUGAAUCGGUCUUGUUCACCCUUGCUGCCGGUUGUGGGGCUCAGCUGGGAUACCUUGCAAUAUCUCACCUUUUCAGCCGUGCUGCUUUUUCCAAGAAUAAUAUGCCACGAGUUAUGUGUGCUCAAGUUGCAGAUUUGAAUAAUUUUAAAGGACUGUA
Closterium sp. NIES-67 is the source of this 1766-nucleotide messenger RNA. The record is from the annotation of a GenBank genome assembly. Lineage: Eukaryota; Viridiplantae; Streptophyta; Zygnematophyceae; Desmidiales; Closteriaceae.